GAACGUAAUAUCUUAUGUAAUUCCAGCCUCUGAGCCAUGCCUUGUGGCGCAUGCUGCGAGAACAUGGCGAGGCCAUCGAUAGACAAUGACCUGGCCCUUGUUGCUUGUCUUUUUACCUAUCCAGCAUGGGGCGGCACGCAGCACAUGCUGUUCCAUUAGGGAAGCAUCCGAACCAGCCCAUCAGAUAAGAAAGCAGCCUCAAAUCAAUAAGGCGGGGUAACCGCCAUCCCAUCCGCCGAGACGCCGACAUCAUGAUGUAAUUACCCAGCGCAGCAUCAGACCGGGCACAACACACCAACAUCGUCGUUCCCCGUAACGUUCCCCCCGACUCUCGGGCCAAACGCCACGCCAUAAACCCCACAAUGCCCUUCCCGUACAAGACUGUCCUCGUCACGGGCGCCACGUCGGGCAUCGGCCGCGCCCUGGCCGAGCGCAUGGUGGCCAACGGCAUCUUCGUCGUCGCCGUCGGCCGGCGCCGCGACCGCCUCGACGAGCUGGCCGCCAGGCACGGGCCCGAGAAGCUCGCCGUCGAGCAGCACGACGUGGCCGACCUGGCAAGUCUGGAGGGUUGGGCCAAGGACAUCACGACCAAGUACCCCUCCCUCGACUGCAUCGUCCUCAACGCCGGCGUCCAGAACACGACCGACUUCACCCGUGCCCUCACCGACGACGGCGGCGGCGCCGCCGCCGACCUGGCCGCCACCGUCGCGUCCGAGACCGCCCUCAACUACCUCUCCCCGGUCCAGACAACCGCCCACUUCCUCCCGCACCUCUCCCUCCGCGUCGCGUCCGGCUCCCCGGCCGCCAUCGUCCUCGUCUCGUCGGGCCUCGCCCUGGUGCCCAUGGCCCGCUGCGCCAGCUACUGCGCCACCAAGGCGGCGCUGCACUCGUUCGCCUGGACCCUGCGCUCCCAGCUGCGGCACCACCACCACCACUCCUCAGGAAACGGCCGCCGCCCCGGGAUCCGCGUCGUCGAGAUCGUCCCGCCCGCCGUCAGGACCGAGCUGCACUCGCGCCAGCCCGACCUCGUCGCCGCCGGGCUCGGCGACUUCGGCAUGGCCCUGGCCGACUUCACCGACGAGGCCUGGGCCGGCCUGACGGCCGACGACGAGGACGACGAGGACCGGGACGAGAUCAUCGUCGGCCCCACGCGCGACAAGCUCCACGCCGUCGAGGAGCCCAGGCGCGCCGCGUUCCGCCACUUUGACAAGCUGAUGCGUGAGUCGGACAACAAGGCUUGAGAGGCGUGCCUUGGUUUCGGAAAUUGCCCGUGGGGUCUCAUCGACCUUGGCCUUCUUCCCUGCGAGCAUGUUUGAUGAACACGUCUGUCUAUCCUUGUAUGCUAUCAUUUGCAACCCGAAAUCCCGGGCAACCAAGAUACAGGAAAGUUACAUCGC
Gaeumannomyces tritici R3-111a-1 is the source of this 1397-nucleotide messenger RNA. RefSeq lists its product as hypothetical. The record is from RefSeq and is a predicted model, not a curated record. Bases 363 to 1241 code for a protein of 292 amino acids. Lineage: Eukaryota; Fungi; Ascomycota; Sordariomycetes; Magnaporthales; Magnaporthaceae. The transcript has 2 exons. Gene Ontology annotation, molecular function: oxidoreductase activity.